UCCCUGGUAGUUCGAGCAAUGGCGAUUUCGAGCGAACAAGGCGUUGAAGCCCUAAACCGUUUGAGAUCAACCGAGCCCCCCUUAUGGCUUGCUCCGUCAACCUCACUCGCUGAAGCAGCACGGGCGGCCUCACAGCAUCUCUUCUAUGUCCUCAGACCCCACGCCCCGAAGUCUCCGUUCGAUGAGCUCCUGAUCAAUGGUUUCGAUGCCGAGCAGAUUUGGCAGCAGAUCGACCUCCAGUCCCAGCCUCUUCUUUCCGGGCUUCGACGUGACAUCAGGAAGUAUGAGAAGAACCCGGAGGAAAUUGCGAAGAUUGGGAAGGUUGUUGAUGAUGAGGAUGGCAUGGAUGUGGAAGAUUCUUAUGAUGACUAUGAGGAGGACGAGGUUGGGGAAGGAGAGGAUAACGAAGGAGGUGAGGAAACAGAGAGUGAAGAGGGUGGAAGUGAUGAGGGAGAACAGGAGAAUGGGAAAGGAGGAGUGAUAGAGGACGGAUUCUUGAAGAUAAAGGAAUUGGAGGAGUUUAUGGUGGAGGAUGAAGCUAGGGAGUACGGUUUAGAAACAGAAAAGAAGAAGAAGAACAAAAAGAAGAAGAGCGUUCACGAUAGUGAUGAAGAAGAAGAGGAGGACAAAGGAGAAAAACAAAAGAGAAAAGAUGAUGCCGAAGAAGAAGAUGAUGAGAUUGACUUUUUUGGUUAUGGGGGUGAUGAAGAUGAUGGCUUGGACAACGCCAGAUAUGAAGAUUUCUUUGGGUCAAAAAAGAAUAAGGUUUCGAAACAAAAAUCUAAACCAAUUGAGGUCUCAGGAGAAGACGAAGACGAAGACUCAGAUGAUGGACAAGAUGAAGAUGAGAGAAACGAUAAUCUUUCUACACAUGAUGGCUCAAAAGAACUCUCAGACUCAGAUGAUGGACAGGAUAAGGAUGCGGUUGUAGAGAACAAGAGAAACAAUAAUCUUUCUACACAUGAAAAACAACUUAAGAAGCUUCGAUCAGAAAUCGAGAAGAAUGAGAAAGCAAAUUUGGAGCCAAAAACUUGGACCAUGCAAGGAGAGGUAACUGCUGCAAAAAGGCCUAAGAAUAGUGCACUAGAAGUUGAUUUAGACUUCGAGCAUAAUUUAAGGCCUGCUCCUGUAAUCACAGAGGAGGUUACAGCAUCACUUGAGGAGAUUAUUCAGAAAAGGAUUCUUGAGGAACGGUUUGAUGAUGUUCAAAAGGUACCUAGCUUCCUCGUUAAAGCACCAAGAGAACUCAAGGAGUUGGAUGAGAAUAAGAGUAAGAGGGGUCUUGCUGAAGUUUAUGAGGAGGAAUUUGUCCAGAAGACAGAUCCUGCUUCUGCUCCACUGUCUUUCUCAGAUGAACAGAAGAACGAGGCAAGAACGCUGUUCAAGAAAAUAUGCUUAAAGCUGGAUGCUCUUUCUCAUUUCCACUUUGCUCCAAAGCCUGUUAUAGAAGAUAUGUCUAUACAAGCAAAUGUCCCUGCUCUUGCUAUGGAAGAGAUUGCACCUAUGGCAAUAUCAGAUGCUGCCAUGCUGGCUCCAGAGGAAGUGUUUGGUGGUAAAGGUGACAUCAAAGAAGAAGCAGAACUGACGCAAGCCGAGAGAAAAAGAAGAAGAGCAAACAAGAAAAGAAAAUUCAAGUCUGAAGCAGCAAAAAGGCCAGCCAAGAAGACACGAGAGAGCACUUUACAAAAUCACAAUGGCAAGGAGGAACAAUGAAAAUUUUCAAUCAACAUCCACAUUCAGGGAGAGAUCCAUUGAAACGGAAGGGAAGAUAAAACUCUUGGGAGAUGGGGAUUGAGGAGGCUGGGGUGGUAGAAGAUGACCCUUGAGAAGGCCAACUAUGCAUUCAUGUAUUUCCAGGUUUUGAUGAUUAUACAUCAAAGAGCACCAUAGUAGAACGAGGUGAAAGGGUGGGAACUCGCUUAAUAUUGAAGCUUUUUGCAGGAUGGUGGUUUUUUUCUAGGCCAAUUGAUUGCUGUUGUGUGUGUGUGACCUUACUUGAGCAGCGGCCUGAUCACCUUUUACUUGGGUUCUUUAUCGACGCUGGUCGGGUUUGCUCCAUGGCUUUGUACGUUGAAUGUCUAGGAAUUUUGUCUUCUCAGUCGAGAUCUAUUUUGUUCUGAAACCAUGCAUUCAAGCUUCUGCAGUACUCUAUCAUUACAUAAUUUAUUUCAUACUAAUUGAUAAUGGAACGAAAGUGAACUAGGGAUGGA
Messenger RNA from Tripterygium wilfordii, 2210 nucleotides. RefSeq names its product U3 small nucleolar ribonucleoprotein protein MPP10-like. Bases 19 to 1713 code for a protein of 564 amino acids. The record is from RefSeq and is a predicted model, not a curated record. Gene Ontology annotation, biological process: rRNA processing. Gene Ontology annotation, cellular component: nucleus; Mpp10 complex; sno(s)RNA-containing ribonucleoprotein complex. NCBI's taxonomy places the organism in Eukaryota, Viridiplantae, Streptophyta, Magnoliopsida, Celastrales, Celastraceae. The transcript has 14 exons.